Molecule: messenger RNA, 1822 nt
Organism: Sipha flava (yellow sugarcane aphid)
Lineage: Eukaryota; Metazoa; Arthropoda; Insecta; Hemiptera; Aphididae
Exons: 7
Coding region: 559-1377 (272 amino acids)
Source: RefSeq, a predicted model, not a curated record
ACUGCACGCACCGCCGCCGCCGUAGUCGUGUGCCGGGGAAUCAGUUUUGGCGGUCCAACGUUGGCGAACACACGGACGAUCACGGUCCACCGUGCGACGUUUCAAACGUGCGCGCGCCAAACGCGUGUUCCUUUUUAAAAAACAGCGGUACAAGGUAGUCGUCGUGGUACACGUGCGCAUAGAGUAUCGGUCGUCGAGCCCGUCGAUGUGAAAUUAUGCUGCUGUCGUUGCCCGACCAGCGUCAUCGCCGCUGCCGCCGCCGCCGCCGCCGCCGCCGUAGUCGUUGUCGCUGUCAUCUCGUCCACGCAGCGCAUCGCCACUUGUUGUCGUCGUCGGCAAUCGCACCGGAUUAGGACGUGCCCAGGGACGACACGUUUCCCAUUCGGAAACCAGCAUGAAAAUUGACUGUGUCAAUUACUCUAUUCGUGCGCACACACUACAAAACUAAGAUAUGAAAAGGAAAAUGUUUGUCAGGAAUACUGCAAUAAUUUCUCUGUCGAUUGCUUUACAGGUUACAAUGUGACUGCCAGCAAUUGUAAUUCAUCGAAAGUUUAAGUAAUGAAUACGAAACUACGAGUACAAGAGAAGGCAGUUUCGACGGACCCAGAGCAAUCGGGCGACCUAGACUACGAAGACUAUUCAGUGCAUCACAUCCUAGCAGCGUUAGUCAAUCGCAAAGUGAUAUCCAUCAAGGCGGAUAUUUGUGAGGCCAAACUCAAAUGGAGGAUACAGCCAAAGUUAUUGGUACAACGACUGGCGGAAAAAAACUCGAAAAACAAACGCAAACUCGGACGCAGAAAGGGUCGAUGCAUGCACUCAUGUCAUAAACACCAUCAUCACAAUCAUCAUCAUCACCAUCAUCAUAGACAUGAUCUGGAUCACAAAUUGUUUCAUCACCAUCAUCACCAUUGCGAUGGGAUCGUUCGACAAGAAGAACAAUCUCAAGUUGAAGAAUUUCCUCAAACUCAAAGACCUGUACCUUAUUUAGGAGGACAUAUACUUACUGCAGCGUUGCAAAGGUCUACUGCCGGGAUGUCGGAAGAUAAUCGAAAUUACAUCGAGACUCAGAAUCCAAAGACCCGAAUAAAAAAGAAAAGUCGAAGAACGAGAUUUGGGGAUGAAAAACAAAACGUAAUGAGACCUCACCCCGUACCCACUAUACAUCCGGAUGAUUUACCUCAAAGAGCUAGAUGGACAAUAAUUAUCACCGCUGGUCUCUUGCUCAUUACUUGCAUGCUGUUAGUCGGUGUGACUCUGAGAAUGGCCCCCGUGAUUGAUGAACUCGUUCGAAAUCAAAACGAAGAGCUGAUGAAUUCAUUAGAUCGUGAAGAAUUCGGCCCAUCAGAAAAUAGUACCGAAGAUAUUAUGUAUAGGUAACGUCUUUCAAUAAACUGAUAUUAUUACAAAACACAUUUAUUAUUAAUAAACAAUUUAACAAAAUUAAAUGUGAUGAUUUUAUGUGUAUUCACAGAAAUGCAUUAGUUAUCUAUAUUAUUUGUAUUAAAUGUGAAACAUGUACUAUAUCUAUAAGUUGUUAUAAAACUGUAAAUAUUGUUACGUAACAGAAAUUAUCGCCCUAAAGUUAAUUUCUGAUUAAUGGCAAUCAUUGAUUUUUCAUUAUUUUUUUUUUUUAUCUCAUAUGUUUGACAUGUCUAGAGGAUAGUUGAUAACGGUUAUUUUACAUAGUUAUAUGGUUUAGACUUUAAUAAAGCCAAAAGAAACAUUAUACAGUAGAACCCGUUUCAGACGCUCUCACUUAAGACGAUUUCCCAACUAAUACGCUCAUUUUUACGAGUCUCUUGAUUUUGACAACAUUUAACAU